Messenger RNA from Diabrotica balteata, 474 nucleotides. NCBI's taxonomy places the organism in Eukaryota, Metazoa, Arthropoda, Insecta, Coleoptera, Chrysomelidae. The record is from the annotation of a GenBank genome assembly.
AUGGAUAUCGAAAUUGAUAACGAGCUUCUUAUCAAUCUUGUUGAACAGCGGUCGGUGUUAUGGGAUACAACUUUAGAACAGUAUAAAAACCGAAAUAAGACAUUACAGGAUUGGAAAGAAAUUUGCAGAAUUUUAAAAGAUGGAUUUGACGAGAUGUCAGAAAAAGAACAAAAUGAAAUUGGUGCUGCUGCUAAUAGCUUGAAGAAAUAUGUUUAUUACGAGCAAUUAUUAUUAAAAAAAACUGCCAAUUCAAAUAAAACAGAAAAUAGUUUAGAUGACACUAUCAACCAAGAACAAGUGUCUGUUGACAAUAAUACAACAUCAACAACCAAAAAACGUAAACUUAAAGAGCCACAAAUACAAUCGGCUUCCAAAAAAAUGAUGACUGCAUUUGAAGGACGAAUGAUUGCAGCACUGGAAACACCUCCACCACCAGCACAUCAAACUUUUACAGAUUACAAAUUCAGUCUCUAA